Mucor velutinosus is the source of this 2400-nucleotide messenger RNA. RefSeq lists its product as uncharacterized. NCBI's taxonomy places the organism in Eukaryota, Fungi, Mucoromycota, Mucoromycetes, Mucorales, Mucoraceae. The record is from RefSeq and is a predicted model, not a curated record. The transcript has 3 exons. Bases 1 to 2400 code for a protein of 799 amino acids.
AUGAACUUGUCUGACCUUGUUCAUAGAACUGCUGGUGACAAUAAUAAUAAAAACAAAGUGUUGACACCAAAUGGUAGCAGCAACAGAGAUAUUACCAACAACCUACGGUUAUCGCAGUCGAUGAAUGGAUACAGCAAUUCGCAUUUAUUUCAGCCAGAUGUAAUUGACCCAGCUGUUUCGCCAUCAAAUAUGUUUACAAAUUUCGCUAGGCAAGAUCAGCAGUUUCUGUUCUCUAUGCCAAAUACUGACUGGGUGAAUAACAACUUGUUCUUUAACAGCAAUGGUCUUAUGAGUGGACAAGAUCCUCUUAUCGAGCCAAUGAACCAGUCGACAUCUAACAGCGAUACGAACAACUCGUAUAUGAAGCAGAACUUUAUGCCAGCGAAUAUCAAUCACAACACAUCAUCACCAACGACAAUAACAGCUACAGCAACUAAUGCUACUCCUACGAUUGAUAAUAAUAAUAACAACUAUACCCAACACACGCCCACGCAGCAGCAACAACAACAUCAGCAUCAUCAGCAUCAGCAUCAGCAACAACAGCAAGCCAAGGGCUAUCCUUUGAUAGCUCCAUUUCAACGCAGUAUAUUUCAAAACUUUGACUUGAACAAUGGUCCGUCAGCACAACCCCCUCAAAACUUAACGACUCAUUUUCAUAAAAAUGAUCAUGUACAAUUUAAUACAAAUAAAUUCGUUACUACGACAACACCUGCAUCAGAGAUGAUCAGCGCAUCAGUGGCGACAGCGGCGCAACCAGCGAUAGGCUUGCCAAAUACGCAAACACUCACAACAUCAAAUAGUGGCACAACAGCAGAAACAACAACAGCAACAGCAGCAACAGAUGGUCUGCAAACACCGAAGUCAAUAUCGGAACAACUACAAACUCUGAUACCCAAGCCCACGGUCAAAAUUACAGGCGACAAUGUCACAGCUGCCAACAUAGAAGACGGAUAUAUUCAGUUUGUCUUAAUGCAUGAUGCCUCUUACAUUAGCGACGGUAUCGAUAGCUUGGUCUAUGCGAAACGUAAGUUUCAAUCCGUACCUAAAACGGGCGACAUUUCCUAUACAACAUGGGACAUUUACCAACUCGUGUUGAAGUUACAUAAGCAAGAGAUCAAGAAUUGGUCGCAGUUAGUAGGACAAUUGGGUCUGCAUGACAUGGCUGGUCGACCGCAAUUUGCGCAACGAGUGAAACGAUGGAUGAACCGAUACAAAAUCGACUGUUAUUUCGACUAUUUGUUGGGCAAUGAAUAUCAGUUUGAUGCACCCGAGGGAAAGUACUCGACGUGCUUGAUGAUUGGCAACUACAAGAAGCGUAAAUCCGACAACAGUAGUAAUCACGUUAAUGCAGCAGCAAAUGACUCGGAUGAGGAGGAAUUGGAGGAGGAUCAGGAAGAUAAAGAGCAACGCAUUCCAGUCUUGCUUGCUGGCAGCAGAAAGCGCAUGAGGGAUGGUAGUCAUAAUAGCUUGCAGAUGAUUGAAAAUGCUCAAAAGUUCUUGAGGCCACACCAAUCCGAAACUGAAGAAGAAGAGGAAGACGAGAAAGAAGGAGACGAGGAGGAUGCGGAAGGCGAGGAAUUACAGGGAUCAGAUGCCGAGGAUGACUCAGAUAUGAAAACCAAUGCCAAUACUGACGAGGAUGUUGAAAUGGCAGAAGAUAUUGGUCAAGACGACGACAACAUGGAGGAAGAGGAAGAGGAAGAGCUUGCGGAAGAGGAAGAAGAUGAACUCGCUUCUUCAACAUCGUCACCCAUCUCUCCAGCGAGGAUCAUCAUACCAGCACCUGUCGUGAAUUCCUCGCCGCCAACAUCGCCUGCCAAAUCCAAGAUACCUUCACCCAUUAUCAGAGAACCAACCACUGCUUCUCCCAAUAUUGCAAAUGUAUCCCCCGCAGCAUCUUCUUUGACAAAAUCCAGCGCCGCAGCCUCACCUUCCUUUAUGCAUCGACCCAUGGUUGCCACAUCACCAGCAAUCUCUAACUUUUCCAUGUCAUCCUUCUCACCUGGAACCGCAAAGCUACCUUCAUCGCCGCCAAGACAACCUCCCCCACCACUCUCUCUGUUAUCUAUACCGCCACUGUCUUCUUGCUCGAAUUGCAUGGCAAACGAUGAAAAGGUGGCUAGCAUGGAAAGCGAGUUAUCUGAUCUACGGGCUCAUGUGGCUCAAUUGGAAUCACAGUUGGAAAAGCGGAAUACGCAAGUUAACAAACUGCUUCGUCUAAGGGACAGAACUGAAAGAUGGAGAAAACAGAUUAUCUCUGACUUGGCAAGAGGGCCCCAAAUAGCCUCUGAUAACGAUGACGAUGAUGAUGAUGAAGACGAUGAUGAUGACGAUGACGAAGACGAUGGUGACGAUGGAGAAAACCAUGCUAGUAUGAGCCAUAGUAAUAAUAGACCCUGA